UUGUGCGGCAGCGGCAGCAGCAGCAGCAGCAACACGGGCGCAUCGCUAGCGUCCUACGUCCUUAGUCGCAGCGAGAUGCUCCUUGUGGUGUGAUCGGUCGAAACCCUGAACGGACGGUAGCGCUUCGAGAUACGCGAGAUCGCAGAGAUCGCGGAUCAUCAAUCGAUAACCGAUAAAACGGGGACUUUCGGAACGGUCCAAGUGGCAAAAAAAAAGGCAGAUCGCAGUGUGUGCGCCUGGGGAGUGUAGUGACCUGACAGACUGUCCGGGAUUGACAGACAAACGGAACAAACGGUGCUCACGUGGUCUCGCGCGGUGCGGAAGAGUGAAGCAAUCGACACACGACACAACACAAAAUGGCCGUUUCGGGUGUAUCGAAGGGUAGGAAUGGUGCAGUUAGUGAACCUUCCUCGUCCUCUUCUUCCUCCAUCUCGUCACCAUCGGUAGUGAGCAGUAGUGCUGUAGUGGCAGUGACAGCAUCCUCGACUGUCUCGACCGAGACCAUGACUACUGCGAUAUCUUCGUCGUCGUCGAGCGGAACAGUCACCGGUGAACAGCAGCAGCAGCAGCAGCAGCAGCAGAUGUCGUCUUCAUCAUCGUCAUCGUCGUCCGUGGUUAACGAUCCGAGCAAGAUGGAGCCGGCGAGCCACGGCGAGCCAAAGGAAGCGGAACAGAGCGACGGUGCGGAGCUAGUACCGGGUGGAACCAGCAACCUACACCAGCAACAGCAACAGCAGCAUGCAGCGGAAGUGACCGACAUGAUCGUUACAUCGGAGCUACAUACCACGACCACCACCAGUGCCACCACCUCCAUCAGUACCGCAAACGAACGGACAUCGCCUGGCCAGCAGCAACAGCAGCAGCAGACGGCCGUGAUCAUCAACCAGCAUAAACAGCGCAUGAUUACGACGACUGGACAGAUCAGAGAGAUCGGUGAGGGUCAGGAACCGGUGAACGAGUCUGCGGAGUAUGAUGCGGUCGAGUACCAUCAGGGUGCCGGUGUAGAACAUGCGCAGCACGCGUACACCUACGAGCAGGUCAGUCAGCAGCAACAGCAGCAACAAGAGCAACCGGGCACGGUGGUCAGCACGAGCGCCAGUACGUCGAUCAUGCCGGCACACGUCCAUCUGGUGAAGCGUGAAGCGCUGGUAAGUGAAAAGGAAGCGGAAGGGGGGCUGGUGGUAGCGGCUGGAAGCAACGGAGCACCGGAACCAUCUCCAACCACCGUCAUCCCGCUCCACCAGACGCAAACCAUCUACCUGGAGUACAAGAACGAAGCGAGCGAAGAAGCGGUCCGGUACGUGAACCGCUACGAGGACGUCAAGUAUCAUCCGCAUCCGCGCUACAUCUACCAGCAACCGCAUCCGACCGCUCUGCCCGGACUACCGGCGAGUCUGCACGCUUCCGCUGGCCAUCCGCACGUAUCGCAUCAUCCGGCUGGACCACCGCCACCACCCCCGACGUCACACCAUCCCGGACAUCCGCAUGGUGGCCAUUCGGCGCAUCUGCACGCACACCAUGGCCACGCCGGUAUGGGACCACCACCGGGGCAUCAUCAUCAGCAUCAACAUCAUCAUCUGCAGCAGGCCCAUCAUGGCCAGUCCCAACAGACGGUGCAACAGUCGAUCGAGGUGCUUCCGCAGCAUUCGUCUGCGGCGGUGGCCACUCAAUCCGGGACAACGAUUCAGGUACAAUCGCAAGGACCACACCAGACGAUCCAGGUGUACGAGACGCACGAAGGCGCGGGGGAACAACAUGUCCAGCACGUCACGGAAGGAACGGUCGAUGCGAAGGCAUCGCACUACACCAACCUGGAACCGGUGCUGUCCUCAUCGCAGAACUACUACAUCACGUCCGAUGGGUAUACGGCGGCGGCGGCAGCGGCUGCAGCUGCUACCGGGAACUACACUACCUUCUUGCCACAGAAGGAAGCCAUCUACUACCAUCCCGGUAGUCCGAACACGGUACUGUACAAGAGUGAUCCAACGCUCACGUCAUCGUCGAUCGUGACGAAGCAGAUCCACUACACACCACCGAUCGGUGCCGGGCAGAAUAUCUACGAUGGUGCGGGUACGCACACCAGCAGCUCACCGUCCGGUACGCAGCAGAUCUACUCCGGUUACUGGAACACUAGCGCCGGUGUUGACUAUAAUCCGAACUCGACCUCGACGAUCGUGAUGGAUAAUGCGGGUGGGAAUUUCGGUGAGUACGUCAGCAGCAAUGGGCAGCACUGGCAGAUCAGCUCGCUGAACGAUGCGUACGAGACGCAGCUGGCCCCGCCGGCCGAGCACCGGGAGUGCGUCAACUGUGGCAGCUCCGAUACGCCCCUGUGGCGGCGCGAUGUCGUCGGCCACACGCUCUGCAAUGCUUGUGCGCUCUAUACGCGGCAAAACCCUGGCACCAACCGGCCACCGACACGAUCGCACAAAGCCAAACAGACGGUGCAAAAGGCACCACCGGCCCAGGGCAACCGACGUUCCGGUGUAACGUGCGCCAACUGCAACACAACAACGACGACACUGUGGCGCCGGAACAACCAGGGUGAUCCGGUGUGCAACGCCUGCGGACUCUACUUCAAGCUGCACAACGUCAACCGGCCGCUCACGAUGAAGAAGGAUGGCAUUCAGACGCGAAAACGCAAACCAAAGUCUAGUCAAUCGAUGGCCCCGCCGAUGAACGGACUCAACACCGCGAAACUGCUUCCCUCGAUGAUAACGCCCCAGUAUCACACGCUCACGACGGAACCGAAGUUGUUGAGUGCAGGAACGGCGUCACAUCUGGGCACUUCGCAACCGAUGGAGCUUGGCAACUCUCCCAGCCAUGAUCCACGGUACGUAACCAGUGGCGGUUCACCCGGUGGCAAUGGAGCUGCUGGUGGCAAUGGAGGCAGCGGCAACCUAUCGCCCCAUCAUCUGGUGAACCAAGUGCCAGUGGGGAACAACGGUGGACUCCGCCACAUAGCGACUUCCCAAGUGUCAUCGAUGGAUGCCGCCCGAGGAGCGAAUGGAGAGAUUACCAGUGUCAUCACGAGUACCGCCGUGGCCGAACGUUCCAGUAAUUAGUCAAACCUUCCCCAACCCCCCAAAAUAGGACCAAAUGUUGCGUGUAUGUGUGCAUAUAUUUGUAUGUGUGUGCGAGUGUUUUAAUGUGCCAAUAGAAGAGAGAGAGAGAGAGAGAGAGAGAGAGAGAGAGAGAGAGAGAGAGAGUAAGAAAGAAGCGAGUGAAGUGAUCGGUCACGAUCGUUUCACGUGUUUGUACCAAAUAUGUCCAGAGAAGAUAGUUCUGUAAGCGCUGGUGGAUGGAAGGUGUUCCGUUCCUAGGAGGUGUGGGAGCCAGAAUCGGCACGGCACGCCGGAGUCAUCACGAGGAAAAGUGCCGUGCGGAGGGAAACCACACGGGACCCACGAGGAAAUAAAAUGUGGAAAGUAUGUUUCUGAAAAACA
Molecule: messenger RNA, 3443 nt
Organism: Anopheles aquasalis
Lineage: Eukaryota; Metazoa; Arthropoda; Insecta; Diptera; Culicidae
Product: endoderm-specific GATA factor
Biological process (GO): positive regulation of transcription by RNA polymerase II; cell fate commitment; negative regulation of transcription by RNA polymerase II
Cellular component (GO): nucleus
Molecular function (GO): RNA polymerase II cis-regulatory region sequence-specific DNA binding; zinc ion binding; DNA-binding transcription factor activity, RNA polymerase II-specific
Source: RefSeq, a predicted model, not a curated record